Molecule: messenger RNA, 1959 nt
Organism: Suillus plorans
Lineage: Eukaryota; Fungi; Basidiomycota; Agaricomycetes; Boletales; Suillaceae
Exons: 6
Coding region: 1-1959 (652 amino acids)
Source: RefSeq, a predicted model, not a curated record
AUGUCUGACCACGACUCUGCCUCUGAAUCUGACACCAGGAAGCAGCCUCUGUUGAAUCAGGAGGAGAAGGUCUCCAAAGCAGCUGCAACCAAGGCUCGGAUGAAGGCUCCAGUGAUGUCUAUAAGACUACUGAAGGAUCGGAAAGUGAGGAAGCCAUCGAAACCUCCUAUCAAGAUAGGGCAGAAAUGGACUGAACGAAGUGUGGUAGACACACUCCGAAAAAAGGAACUGUUAGAAAAAAUUCAGGAUGAGACUGGAGCCAAGCCUGGCACAAAAGAGAUGAUCAACCACUACACCAAGCAGCUUAACCAGCUCAUUGCAUCAUUGUCACCGGAUGAGCUCCAAGAAGCCAAAGAGACAGCUGAAUUGUGGAAUUGUCAAGGUGUUCCGGACGACGUCAAGGCUGACAUUGCUAGGCAAAAAAGCGAUGAUAUGAUUCAUCAUUUUGUGACCGAGAUGUGGAACCGUGCCGGAAUGAGGGUCUUCAUUGUAUCUGCCUGGAAAAAUGAGGAGGGUAAGAUCCAUGAUGCCGGUCACGACUAUAACAAUGAAUAUGGCAGUGCAGACUCUUUCAUGAAGACUCAUAACUGGGAUAUCAUUUUGCCAGAAUGGGAUUUCUAUGCCGAGAGCGCAUUCGACGGUAACUUGGACGGCGAUGCUGUUGUCACCAGGAAGAAGGGUCGACAGGAUAAGACUUAUAUUCUUCAGCUGGGCAAUGACGGAUAUCCUGUGCUCCCUGCAUGUGACUCUGUGGAUCUAGAUAUGAAGAAAGCGGUGAUCCGAGCAUUUUUAACAUGGCAUUAUAGGAAAUGUUGCGGAGAUCCAAAAAUUUCCGUUCCAUGGAAGUAUGUGAUACCAAGAUACACGGAGAUCAUACCUGCAGAAUGUCUUCCCGAAGGGCACAGUCUUGCAGAGCCAUCAAAGCUAAAGCAGGUUCACGCUGCUCAGCUGCUACAAUUCUGGUACAACCGACAGGAGGAAGGCGAAGCGCGUGUAUUGGAAUUCAUUGGUUGGUGGGAUAAUGAUAAAGAGGAUAUGGUGCUGGCAGCCGACAUUGAUGUACCGGUGACGAAGCCAACAGAAACAACCAGACAACCCAAGCAGCGGUCGCAGUCCCGGAACCGGAACCGGGAGCAACCUGAACCACAGCGGUCUACCAAAGGAAGAUCAGCAUCGCGUCUAGAUACCAAGAAAAUGCAGAGUUCCAAAACAACUCAAAGAAAGGGAGCUAGCUUGCCGCAUUGUCCACAGAAGGGCAAGGGACAUGAGUCAUCUGCCGAUGAAGUCAACGACCAACCGAUCACCACUGCUGAGUCUGUUGACAGAUUGGACGACUCAGAGGAUGAGAUUCCGAGUCAGCAAAAAGCAAACAAGUCUAAAGGGAAGAGAAGACGGCAGGUCUCCAUGAGUAGCAGCAACAACACAAGCAGCGAUGAUGAGCAACCCGGAAAGUUGGUCAGCACCGGCAAAAGAACCAAAAAGGAUGUUCCUGCAUCUCCUAGCAUGCCCGCCACAGUAAAUAUCCAGCCCAACAAGAUGAGGAGAGUGGUAGAACGCCCGCAGAAUGCUGUCCGCAAGCAUGGCGGGAAAGGCGUCGAGCAUGAACCUUCCGCAACAUGCGCAGAACUCACAGCCAGUGCACCCAGGGUACAGGUUGAAUGGCCUGCACAGGAAGUCAAUACUGCUGAUAUCACCCGAGCAAAAACCCGAGUUCACAAAAGGACUGCUGAAGAAUCGUUGGAAAGGUCUCCCGCAAAACGGACGAGGCGUCAAGUGGCAAUUGAACAGGCCAAGGGGAUUGUGAGACAGGUUGGUAAAAUGGCAGGGAAGAAACAAGUUACUGAACAGGCUACCGAUGGGUCUCCCUUGAAAUGGACCAGGAGCAAGACAUCACAAACAGGUGCGGGUAAAUGUUCCCGGAAACCCAACUCUCGGUACAACGAUUAUGUAAAACCUUGA